AUGUCUAGCUUCGGUUACUACGCUGUCAGUACUGCCUAUGGCUCCAACUCGCAGAUGCUAGACUGCACACGCACUCCGCACAUGCACUACUACUCUGAUGAGUUGUUCCACUUCAAGGAGUGGCUGCAUAUGCCGUCUUCGUUGAGGGCAAGCAAGACCACAACGAGGAAUAGGCGAUCGAGCAGUAUCGACAAUUGCAAGGCGUCAGGUCAGCAGCGUAAGACAGCGUACAAAUACGCACGUCGCAUCAUCUCCGCAGAGGCUAUCAUGUUCAAAAGCUUCCCCCAAGUCAUACAACGAAGCUUGAAGCCACGCGCAAUCCCUCUUGCAAACCAAACCGCAUUCUUCCACACCACGAGAAAGAUGUCCGAGUCAAGCAAGGUCCAGGAGUAUAAGCAGGCGGGAAACAGGGAGAACAAGCCGCCCAAGCACGAGGCAGUGUACUUUAAGGGGUUGAUGAGCGAGAAGAGGGCGUUUGGCGAUUUCAGGACGGUGCUGCACACGGGGUUGUAUUCGCAGAUUGUGGCCAUGGAGGUCCCCGUCAACGGAGAGAUUGGUGACGAAGUCCACCUCGUCGACCAGAUCCUCCUCUUCACCUCCGGAAAAGGCCUCGCGACCGUGGCAGGCAAAGACCAGGAAGUCAGCGCAGGCGACGUGGUCGUUGUACCAGCUGGAACCCAACACCAGUUUGUAACGAAAGGCGACCAGCCGCUGGAGCUUAUUACCGUAUAUGCGCCUGCAGAGCACGAUCCGAAGACGAUACACAAGACGAAGGAGGAGGGUGACGAGGAGGAAGAUGCAGGCCAGGAUGAGGCGCCGGAGUGGAGUCAUAAGAGCAAGGACGAGAAUGAGAAGAAGGGUCUAGUGAAGGAGAGUGGGAAGUACUGA
Didymosphaeria variabile is the source of this 888-nucleotide messenger RNA. RefSeq lists its product as uncharacterized. NCBI's taxonomy places the organism in Eukaryota, Fungi, Ascomycota, Dothideomycetes, Pleosporales, Didymosphaeriaceae. The transcript is spliced from 3 exons. The record is from RefSeq and is a predicted model, not a curated record. Bases 1 to 888 code for a protein of 295 amino acids.